AUGCACGUGUUCGCGCUGGUACUGCUGUCAUUGGUCACCGGGCUGAUGCUCGCUGUGCCAGGACGAGGUGCUAGCAAGUGCUUUGUCACAGACACAGCCCCGACUGUUCCGUUUGGGCUACAGCUGUGCUACAUGCACUCGCACAAUGCGUGCUGCCUCCCUGGCAAUGAUAAAGAUGUUCAGACGGCAUACUCUGCCUUGGUGCCAGAGGGGCAGGGCUGUGUCGCGGGCAGUCAGCGCAUCUACACCUCGCUCUACGCGCUGCGCCAGUAUCUUUGCCUGCCCUGUGAUCCCAAAGAACCCUUGUACCGCUUCGAGAGCGUAAAGGGCGACAUAGUAGACGGUGGCCUCGUUCCGCCGUCCACCAACUCCGUUGCUGGGGAGCAGACGUGGCGCAUUUGCCGUUCCUUCCUCUAUGGCAAAGAGGGCACUCGGGAAGGGCUGUGGGGCGUCGAUGGCUCUCGCUACGCUGAGUGCGGCGUCAUUGUGAGCUCGUGCAUGUCCACCCCCGUCUUCAACAUAACCGCCGCCUCCUUUCAUUCACCGUCGCCUUCGUGCGUAGCGUCGAAUGAACUCAUCAUUCCGUCCAUCACCUUCCGUGGCUCCCCUAACCCGGCACUCGAGAUGCUCUCAAUGGUAACGCAGAGCAUUCCAGAGUUUCAAAUCGUCGUUGUGAACGAUAGCGAUCCAAACUACGACUACGACCAGACGCCGUGCUUCGGGCGUGACGCCACCGCGACAGUCAACUCAGCGACGCUGUGGCGGUGGGUGUCGGUAGUGGCACUCGCGCUGUUACUCUGGUUCUGA
Molecule: messenger RNA, 807 nt
Organism: Leishmania mexicana MHOM/GT/2001/U1103
Lineage: Eukaryota; Euglenozoa; Kinetoplastea; Trypanosomatida; Trypanosomatidae
Exons: 1
Coding region: 1-807 (268 amino acids)
Source: RefSeq, a predicted model, not a curated record